AGCUGGUGAUGCAAUGAUCCUUCUAAAAAGCAUCAAUUUUGAGUUCUUCUUGUGUCUGGAGAUGACCUGUCCUAUCUUCCAGGUGACUGAAGUUGCAUCUGAUGCAUUGCAGCAGAAAGACAUGGACCGGGCUGCAGCAUACAGCAUUGUUGAUAGAGUUUUAAAGAGGCUGGCCUACAGCAGAACAGAAGAAGAGUUUGAGAAGAUGUAUAAACAGGCUACAGAGAAGGCUGCAUCAGUGGGCCUGGAUCCUCCAUCUGAGGUCCCUGGUCAAGCUAGGAGGAGGAAAGUGCCAGAGAAGUUCAAGUUUGCUGCCACAUCAGCUACGACUGACCAUGCUUUCCCAACUUUGCUGGAGUACUACCGUGUUAAAGUGUAUUACGUUUUUGUGGACACGAUGAUACAGGAGCUUCAGAGACGCUUUAAAGGAGGAGAUGAUUCCAAAUGGGAAAUCUUGCAUGCCUUCCAUUACCUGGCAGUCCCAGAGAACUGGAAAACAGCUAGCAUUCCAACAGCAGCAUUCCAGGCUGUGAAGAAACUGUGCCAGUUUUAUAACAUUGAAGAUGAAGACAAAUUGCAGACCGAAUUGAAGGUCUUCCAUACAUCAUACUCAUGCCCACCACCAGUCAAUGUGUCAUCUAUUUUUUCAGUGGUCAAGGAAAACAAUGCACAUCUAGUUUUCCCCAACAUGACUCAGCUGAUGAAGACAUAUGGCACACUUCCGGUGUCCACAGCAACUGUGGAACGUUCCUUCUCUAAACUGAAGAUGGUGAAAACCAAACUUCGCAGCCUUUGGAAAGAGGAGAGAUUGUCUGACCUUCUUUUGUUGGCCAUUGAAAAGGACAUUCCAAUAAAUGACAAUGAUGUCAUUAACAUUUUUAGGGACAUGUCCAACAGGAAACUUCUGUUAUAAGUGCCUACAACCACUUCUCCUCCACUUAUUGCUCUUGGUGUGCAGCAGCCAGUUGGGAGCAUCUCCCUGACUCCCUCUUAUUUUCUUGGAGCAGUCAGCCUUGGCAGUCUAACGUCAACUCCAUCAGCUGCAGCAGCGGCAACAACAACAGCAAAAGCAGCAUACUCAGUCAAGGACUUUUUUUCUGUUUAAUGUAAAUAUUAAUGUCUUGUAUUUUUGUAAUUCAGUUUUUGCCUUCAAAAUAGUCACAA
Messenger RNA from Pimephales promelas (fathead minnow), 1164 nucleotides. The record is from RefSeq and is a predicted model, not a curated record. NCBI's taxonomy places the organism in Eukaryota, Metazoa, Chordata, Actinopteri, Cypriniformes, Leuciscidae.